AUGCCUCUCAUUUCCGAUCACCUUCCGAUCCUGCAUGAUCUUCCUUCAUCUGCUCAAGCCGUUACUCUCCGCGCAGCGUACUCGCGGUUCGUCUCCCAUCGGCGCAGUCUGGCCCUCAGGGCCCUCUCCCUCCUCAAGUCCGCCUCCUCCUCGUCAACGCAAAUGGAAAUCGUCGACGCGACGGCGGAUUCCGUCCAGGUUGGUAAGGGCGGGAAGGGUGGCAAGGGCGGAAAGGGCAUAAAGGGAGGCAAGGGGGGGAAGGGAGGAAAGGGCGGCGGAAUAGGGUCUGGCGCACCCUCUGGCGCGCCUGGCGGGGGUGCUGGCUCUGGUGCUCCCUCUGGCGCGCCUGGUGGGGGUAGUGGUUCCAGCGCGCCUGGCGGGGGUGGCUCUGGCGCACCCUCUGGCGCACCUGGCGGGGGUACUGUCUCUGGCGCGUCUGGGGGCGGAGCUGGCUCUGGUGCCCCCACUGGCGCGCCUGGUGGCAGUACUGGUCGUUCUCCUAGUGGCGGCGGCAAUUAA
Messenger RNA from Closterium sp. Naga37s-1, 519 nucleotides. The record is from the annotation of a GenBank genome assembly. NCBI's taxonomy places the organism in Eukaryota, Viridiplantae, Streptophyta, Zygnematophyceae, Desmidiales, Closteriaceae.